AUGAACUCCUCAGAUUCGGAGGAAAUGAUGAUGUUCUCCUCAGAUUCGAGUGACGAAGAGGAUGAGCUGCUUGUGCUGAUUGCCAUCGAGGAGGAAGAAGCAGCAGCUGCGCGUCGUAGCAGGCAGCGUGGGUCGAUGCCCGGCCAUGCGGUUAUAGACCGGCAACACCGCGAAGGUGCUGCUAGGCUGUACAACGACUACUUCACCGACAACCCUGUGUACGGCGAUAUCCUGUUUCGUCGGAGGUUUCGUAUGUCACGGCGGUUGUUCUUGCGUAUUGCGGCCGCUGUGGAGGAGCAUGACACCUGGUUCAGGCAGAGAAGGGAUGCAACGGGGAAGCUCGGCCUUAGCCCCUUGCAAAAAAUGACAGCGGCCAUACGGCAACUAGCAUACGGAGUCAGUUCCGAUGCAGUUGACGAGUACGUGCGGAUAGGAGCGAGCACGGCGAUGAUGGCAUUACGGAAAUAUGUGCAAGCUAUUGUGGAGGUGUUCGGAGAAGAAUAUCUCCGGGCUCCCAAUGAAACUGACACCGCCCGUCUCCUGGCAGAAGGGGAGCGCCGUGGGCUUAUCGAUGGGAGUGCCCCACCUGUUUCGUACAUCAUAAAUGGUAACAGGUACGACAUGGGAUACUACCUCGGUGAUAGCAUAUACCCCGAAUGGGCGACCAUAGUGAAGGCAAUUCCUGCUCCACGAGGCAACAAGAGCAUCCAUUUCUCCGCGAUGCAAGCUGCUCUCCACAAGGAUGUCGAACGUGCAUUUGGUGUGUUGCAAUCUAGGUUUGCUAUUGUUCGCGGGCCGGCUAGAGUAUGGGAUCAGUCUACCUUGCAUAAUAUCAUGACCGCAUGCGUUAUUAUGCACAACAUGAUAAUUGAGGACGAGCGUGGUACCGCUUCCCCGGUGCAGGUGUUCGACUUCAUGGGGGAACCAACUCAAGUCCAUCGAAGUGGUGACGAAGGUGUCCUGCAUUAUGUCGAAACAACUCAAGCUAUCCGCAACCGUGCAGUGCACCGCCAAUUGCCGGCGGACCUUGUGGAGCACCUUUGGAGUAUGCAUGGAGCACAGUAG
Phragmites australis (common reed) is the source of this 1065-nucleotide messenger RNA. RefSeq lists its product as uncharacterized. The record is from RefSeq and is a predicted model, not a curated record. The coding region runs from base 1 to 1065 and encodes 354 amino acids. Lineage: Eukaryota; Viridiplantae; Streptophyta; Magnoliopsida; Poales; Poaceae. The transcript has 3 exons.